UUCUCUCUCUCUCACUCUCUCUCUCUCACACACACACAUAUGGGUAUCAUUCCCCAGCUCUGCUUUGACAUCCAACCCUUUUGCUCUGAAGAUGGCGAUGUUGUUCGUCCUCUAUGAGCCCUCGCUCUCUGCCCUCCGCCGUGACAUGAUGCUCUCAUGAUUGAUCCCCAGUCGACAGCAGGCAACAUAAAUUUCGUCGCUCAUCGUUGUCUCGUCAUUAAUCAUCCAUCGAGCCUUCCAAGUGUUUUUUUUUCGUUUCUCUUUCUUCCUCCCGGAAAGUACAAUCUCCCUAUAGACGGCAACAUCGCAUAGCCUACCUCGACCGCCUACGUUUGAUUUCAUGUCUGUGCACACCGCGCCCUCGGGCUAUACUUCAGCUCGACAGCCUACGUUUUACUUUCCCUUCUGCUCGUGGGAAGAUUCCGUGAUGAACUGCAGUCCGGAUCGAUUGGAGUGUGGUCUGGACGCGAGAAUCCAUGCGAUGCCCCCCGGAAAGCGCCGGUGGUGGUGGCGGCGGCGCCAGCGCGCCUGGACCGCCCGCCGCUCGGGAUCGAUCCGCCCGAAAGUCACUCCAGGUGUGUGCGCCCUUUUCUCCGUCUGUUUCGUUUCGUGUUUCUUUGUUUUUUCGCAGUCUUCUGGAGGAAUUCGGAAUUUGGGGCACGCGCUCUGCACAGGUCUGGUAACUUGCUCGGUCGCUACGGCGCCGUGUGAUCUGCCUACGUCCUGCGUGCCGUGAGGUCGUUUGCGAAAGAUGGAUACUCCCGGGCGCACAAGGGGAAAUGCACUGGUGAAAAAGAAAAAAAGGUCGGGCGUUUCGAUGGCCAGGCGAUGAGGGCAAAGGGCAGAGGGCACGAUCGUCUCAUCGAUUCGGCGAUUUUCCCGCUGUGCAGCACAGAAUCAAUCUGGGUCCCGUCGAUCGAACAGAAUCUGGAAUCUGGAAUCUGGAACCCAUCGGCUGUCACGGUCGGCU
Molecule: messenger RNA, 970 nt
Organism: Dissoconium aciculare CBS 342.82
Lineage: Eukaryota; Fungi; Ascomycota; Dothideomycetes; Mycosphaerellales; Dissoconiaceae
Exons: 1
Coding region: 341-736 (131 amino acids)
Source: RefSeq, a predicted model, not a curated record